AUGGGAACCCGUCCUCUCCAGGGUUGGCUGUUGCUCUUUCUCCUGGGAGCCUCCCCCUUGAGCUUGGCACAAAAUUUGUAUUGUCACCAGGGUGUAUACAUAAGUAUAGAAGAUGAUCCAAGACAUGCAUUUAACUGGACCACUGGGAAAGUUGAGGCUUGUGACAAUGGGUCAUUUUGCCAGGAAUCUGUGCUGUUGAUUAAAGCAGGGAACAAGACAGCAGUUUUGGCCUCUAAGGGCUGCACCACGGAAGGGUCACCGGCAGUGACGUUUAUCCAGCACUCUCCACCGCCCGGCAUAGUCACAGUCUCCUACAGUAACUACUGUGAGGAGUCCUUUUGCAACGAUAUGGAGGACUUACUUCAGAUAUGGAAGCCAGAACGUAACGAAGUUCCCAGGGUGACGGCAAACCUCCACUGCCCAACCUGUGUGGCUUUGGGGACCUGUUUGAAUGCUCCUUCUCUUCCCUGUCCUAAUGAUACGACUCGAUGUUAUCAAGGAAAACUUCAGAUCAUUGGAGGAGGCAUCAACUCACCUUUGGAGGUCAAAGGCUGUACAUCCGUGAUUGGUUGCAGGCUGAUGGCUGGGGUCUUUACAGUAGGACCCAUGUGGGUGAAGGAAGUAUGUCAGUACCCGUCUCUCAUUCAGCCCUGA
Molecule: messenger RNA, 654 nt
Organism: Equus quagga
Lineage: Eukaryota; Metazoa; Chordata; Mammalia; Perissodactyla; Equidae
Gene: TEX101
Product: testis expressed 101
Exons: 5
Coding region: 1-654 (217 amino acids)
Biological process (GO): regulation of flagellated sperm motility; binding of sperm to zona pellucida
Cellular component (GO): plasma membrane; plasma membrane raft
Source: RefSeq, a predicted model, not a curated record